This is a messenger RNA of Trematosphaeria pertusa, 306 nucleotides long. RefSeq lists its product as uncharacterized. The record is from RefSeq and is a predicted model, not a curated record. NCBI's taxonomy places the organism in Eukaryota, Fungi, Ascomycota, Dothideomycetes, Pleosporales, Trematosphaeriaceae. The transcript has 2 exons. Bases 1 to 306 code for a protein of 101 amino acids.
AUGGCUGUGCCCUUCGAUGCGAUCGCGCAGAACCCCAUAGGUAAUGGACUGGAUGAGCCCCGUGACGCGUUGAAACCAAUUUGUAACAAGAUGGGGAUAUGUGGCUUUCCCAACUUGCGAGAGAAUGCUGCGCUUCUCGAGGCAUCUUCAGGCGUGAGGGAUUUGAUUGUUCGCCUCAUUUUCUCCCUGCAAAGCCUACCCGCUGCCGAAACCCUUCGUUCUAGAACAAGCCGGGGGAGCCUCCGUGCAGUGGUCUCAAGCGAUUUUGACUUCGAACCGGUCAUCCCUCUGCUUGAAGAACUCUGA